Molecule: messenger RNA, 714 nt
Organism: Cladophialophora yegresii CBS 114405
Lineage: Eukaryota; Fungi; Ascomycota; Eurotiomycetes; Chaetothyriales; Herpotrichiellaceae
Exons: 2
Coding region: 1-714 (237 amino acids)
Source: RefSeq, a predicted model, not a curated record
AUGUCGGACCUGCCUCCAAACCCUCCUACCUCAGAUCAUCACGAUGUCUCUGCAUCUCCUCCAGACACCGAGCCCUCCGGCGAAUCGCAAGUGCCGCGCAUGCACGGCCCGGUUCGGAUGGAUACAAACACUGCCAUGGUCCAGUCUCUGAACCCUCCUCCGCCUCCGCCGGUGCCCGCCGUGAUCGCGGAAUCGGAACAGAAAAUAUCAGGGCAAUUCUCUACAGCCAUCGGCCCUUCUUCAGAUGAAGCAUCACCGACAGUGCCAGCCAAGGACGGCGAAUCGCCGUCAGCGACGACGGGGGUUACGGGACCCGCGCUCACAGUCACGUUGCUCCUGACCUCGGGAGCGCGACAUCCUUUCAAGCUGGAUAGCAAAUACUUUGCAAAGCGCAGUGUAGACGUACCUGCCAAUGAUCCUUUCAAUCUAAGUGUCUACAAAUUGAAAGAGUUGAUUCUGCGCGAGUGGCGGGAAGACUGGGAAGCAAAACCGUCGAGUCCAACCUCGAUUCGGCUGAUCAAUAUGGGCAAGUUGUUGGACGAUAAGGCAUCCUUAAAAGAUUACAAGUUUUCCACUGAUUCACCGAACGUUCUACACAUGACCAUCAAACCGCAAGACUUUGUUGAGGAAGAAGAUGCCAAAGGUGGCAAGUCGACCUAUUCGACACACCGUGAAGAGAACAGAAGUCCCGGCUGUCGCUGUAUCAUUAUGUGA